Messenger RNA from Antrostomus carolinensis (chuck-will's-widow), 960 nucleotides. It is a transcript of the gene WLS, whose product is annotated as Wnt ligand secretion mediator. Lineage: Eukaryota; Metazoa; Chordata; Aves; Caprimulgiformes; Caprimulgidae. Gene Ontology annotation, cellular component: endomembrane system; organelle membrane. Gene Ontology annotation, molecular function: Wnt-protein binding. Gene Ontology annotation, biological process: Wnt protein secretion; intracellular protein transport; Wnt signaling pathway. The coding region runs from base 22 to 960 and encodes 312 amino acids. The transcript is spliced from 6 exons. The record is from RefSeq and is a predicted model, not a curated record.
CCCACUACAGCUGUUCCUUACAUGUCAGUGAAGUGCAUUGAUGUCAGGAAAAACCACCACAAAACCAAGUGGCUGAUGCCUUGGGGACCCAACCACUGCGAGAAGCUCAAAGACUUUGACGAGGCGGUGAGCAGGCAGAUCGAAGCCAACGAUAUCGUCUUUGCCGUCCACGUUCCCCUGCCCAGCAAGGAGAUGAGCCCCUGGUUCCAGUUCAUGCUGUUCAUCAUGCAGCUGGACAUCGCGUUCAAGAUGGACAACGACCUCAAAGAAAAUGCAGAGAUUACCCUGGACGUGUCGUUAGCGUAUCGCGACAACAUGUUUGACGAUUGGGAGGAGAUAGCACACGCAAUAGAGAUCAGGAGGCUGAAAUGCACCUUUGGCUCACCAAAAACUCUGGAGUCUGAGGGCCGUCACUACGACUGUGACUUCCUUCCCUUCAUGGAGAUUGGCAGCGUGGCCCACAAGUACUACCUCAUCAACAUCCGCCUCCCUGUGAACGAGAGGAAGGGCAUCAACGUGGGCAUUGGGGAAAUCAAGGAUAUCCGCCUCGUGGGCAUCCAUCAAAACGGAGGCUUUACAAAAGUGUGGUUUGCCAUGAAGACCUUCCUCACCCCCAGCAUUUUAAUUAUCAUGAUCUGGUACUGGAGACGGAUCACGCUGAUGACGCGCGCUCCUGUCCUGCUGGAGAAGGUCAUCUUUGCUCUGGGAAUUUCCAUGACGUUCAUUAACAUCCCCGUUGAGUGGUUUUCCAUCGGAUUUGACUGGACUUGGAUGUUGCUCUUUGGAGACAUUCGACAAGGCAUUUUCUAUGCCAUGCUCUUGUCCUUCUGGAUCAUCUUCUGUGGGGAGCACAUGAUGGACCAGAAUGAGCGGAAUCGUCUCUCAGGGUACUGGAAGCAAGUUGGACCCAUAGCUGUUGGUUCCUUCUGCCUCUUCAUCUUUGACAUGUGCGAGAGGUAG